CUGAAGAUGCCCAGGCGACGAACGAGACAAGGUCCAGCGGCUCUCGUUCCGACGCUCGCGCCGGACACACCGCACAUGGAGGACGACCAAGCCGGCACUGCUGCGGCUGACGAGGCGGGGCACCUUGUACCGCUGAGGAGCCAUAGCUCCCCACCUGGAGGCGGCGAGGGACGCGUGACCUCCGGCCGGCGCAGCACAGCGCGACCCACGGGUACCGCCCGCCGCGCCCGGCAGGGAGACAGCCGGUCAGCCCAGCCCGGCACCUCUCGAGGGCGCUCCGCUCGCCGACAUCCGGUCGGAAACAGCGAAGGUUCAAACGCGGACAGCCAUUCCUCCGAGGACGACCGGUCACUCACCAGUGCUUACACUAGCUCAACCACGGAGGACAGCGAGAUCGACCGGCCGCCUAGGAGGAAACGAGCACACGCCCGUUCAUCGAGCCGCCGCCACCGCCGCCGGGCUCGCAGCACGGACAGUCACCGGCGGCGCACUCACACGCCGACACCAGCCAUAGACAUGCUGGACAUGAGCCGAGUCCCGGUCAAGUCCAAGCAGCCGCCGCCACCGCGCGCGCUGAAGCUGCCGACCAUCAGCGCUGCCGCCAUGCAGGCACUCGCCAACCGUGCCACGAUGGUGUCUGUAGACGAGGUAGUGUUCCCGCACGCGCCACCCGUGGACGGUGCGCGGGGACAGCCGCGGUACCCACCACUGAGUCCAGCAGCAUACCUCCGCGGCGUCACCGCCAUCGCCACGUACCGAGCCUACUUUUUCCCAGGUGCUGCCAUCCAAUGGCUCAGCUACGUACUGUGGCUGCAAGGUCAGGCCGGUGACCUCCCUACUAGCGCCCUACGCGACACAGAUGUCAAGGCGAGGACGCACAUCGCCCGGUACCAUAUGGAGUACCAGGACCCAGCCUCGCUGACGGAAGCCAUCGGACAAGCGCUCGCGGCACCAGCAGUGUACGCCCCCGCGCCAGCCCCGCCGCCGCAGCAGUCGAUCCCGGCCUUCUCCGUACCGUCCUCGACCGUCUCCAGCGCGGAGCCGACAUAG
Messenger RNA from Amphibalanus amphitrite, 1050 nucleotides. Its product is annotated as serine/arginine repetitive matrix protein 1-like. The record is from RefSeq and is a predicted model, not a curated record. NCBI's taxonomy places the organism in Eukaryota, Metazoa, Arthropoda, Thecostraca, Balanomorpha, Balanidae. Bases 7 to 1050 code for a protein of 347 amino acids. The transcript has 3 exons.